Messenger RNA from Penicillium longicatenatum, 3096 nucleotides. Its product is annotated as SPX and EXS domain-containing protein. Gene Ontology annotation, cellular component: plasma membrane; cytoplasm; Golgi apparatus. Gene Ontology annotation, molecular function: inositol hexakisphosphate binding. The record is from RefSeq and is a predicted model, not a curated record. Lineage: Eukaryota; Fungi; Ascomycota; Eurotiomycetes; Eurotiales; Aspergillaceae. The transcript is spliced from 6 exons. Gene Ontology annotation, biological process: cellular response to phosphate starvation; phosphate ion transport. The annotation marks the transcript as partial.
GAUGAAAUUCGCGAAGUCUGUCUACCCCUCCUACCCAACGCAAAACACUUUCGAUGGCUGACAUCCCACAGAGAGUUGGAACAGGAACUGGUUCCUGAGUGGCGGGCAAAAUAUCUCGAUUACAAGACGGGCAAGAAAAAGCUCAAGGCCAUCACACGAGCAAUCCAGAAGGGGAAUCGAAGUCCCCUCCCCCCAUCCUUUCGAAAUGCUCCCUCCUCCCAUACCGCGGUACAAUCAUCCUUCGAAACACCAACCUCCGAUAAGCCUCUUGAUGGGACGGCACCAGAUGAGCCCUCAUCGCCAAGUGCCCGUCGUCGGGGUUCGAGUUCCCAGCCCAUCCCACGAUCUAAGUCCUCGCCUGGGCAAGAGCGACAGCCAUUACGUACUCCAGGAUCGCGGUUUUCGGAGACUGUAGGGAGCUAUGGGAGCAUUAUAGCGACGCCGCCUGAGCCUCAGGGAAAGGCAGGAUCAGACGGGGCAUCUUUCGAGCUACCGGAUCCUAUAAUGGACCCAGAUGAGUAUGCGUCGCCGGGGCAGGAUACCGACCAGGAAUCAGGUCGUCGCAGGGAAGUCAGGACCCCUUCCCCGGUCAUGACCAGGCGUGCUACAUUUGGCACACCUUCGGCUCAGGCAGGGGGAUACAGUCCGGCAGAUCAAAGGGCCUCGGCGUUGGCAACGCAUCCUACUUCUCAGAGUCUUAGUCUUCAAGGAGAAACUUUGAGCAAGACGAACUCACAAAACCGUGGGUCGCAGCUCCUUCGGCGAGUAUUCUCUCAUACAGAAGGCGAGGGAGCAGGGAAGAAAUCCGCGAUGGACUCUGCAUUUGAUGCUGAAAGACGUCAGGAUGAAUUCUUUGAAUUCUUGGAUAGCGAGUUGGCCAAAAUUGACUCCUUCUAUAGGAUGAAGGAGCAGGAGGCCCAUAGCCGACUGAAGGCUCUUCGACAGCAGCUGCACGUUAUGCGAGAUCAGCGCAUCCAGGAAGUGUAUGAGACCAAACGAGCCGUAAAGCUGAUGAAAGAUGACCAAAAUCACCGGACCAACAAGCUCGGCAAACUCAACGGCUCCCGAAUCAAGGAUACAUUUACAGGAAAAACUCGAAUCGGGAAAAAUACUCAGGCUUUGGCAGCGAUGGAGACCCCGAGGAUUCCUGAGCGAGAGCAUGAAUUCAUUGCCAGCCGACGGGACUUUAUGCGUCGACAGGAUCCACAAAAUAAUGACGUGUCAUAUCGAUCUGCGAAGCGCAAACUCAAGCACGCACUGCAGGAGUUUUACCGUGGGGUCGAGCUCCUGAAGGGGUAUGCUUAUCUUAACCGGAAGGCCUUUCGCAAGAUCAACAAAAAAUACGACAAAACCGUUAACGCCCGCCCGUUAUUGCGGUACAUGACCGAACGGGUUAACAAAGCAUCCUUCGUGCAGAGCGAAGAGACCGAGAACCUGAUCUCAGCUGUCGAAGAUUUAUAUGCUCGAUAUUUUGAACGUGGUAAUCGCAAACUUGCGGUGUCCAAGCUUCGCCACACCAUCAAUAGAUCCGGGGAUUAUUCCCCCAGCACUUUUCGAGCAGGUCUCCUGCUUAUGGCUGGCUUGCUUUUUGCUAUACAGGCGCUCGUAUAUGCGUCACAGCAUCUGCGCGCUGCUGAAUCAAUGGAGCGGGUUCGCACUAGUUAUUUAUUGCAGAUUUAUGGCGGCUAUUUUCUGAUUGUCUUUCACGUCAUGCUAUUCUCCUUGGACUGCAUGAUCUGGACUAAGUCAAAAAUCAACUAUGCAUUUGUUUUCGAAUAUGAUACCAGGCACACGCUGGAGUGGCGCCAAUUUCUAGAAAUUCCCGCCUUCUUUAUGUUCACCCUGGGCCUUUUCAUGUGGCUCAACUUUUCAUGGGUCAAUGAAAUGUAUAUAUACUGGCCUGUUGUGCUCAUAUUUUUGACCGUGGUUAUCGUCUUCUUGCCAGCCCGAGUGCUGUAUCACCGCAGCAGGAAGUGGUGGGCAUUUUCGAAUUGGCGUCUUUUACUCGCUGGUGUUUACCCUGUCGAAUUCAGAGAUUUCUUUCUCGGUGACAUGUACUGUUCCCAGAGUUACGCUAUGGGGAACAUCGAGCUAUUCUUCUGUCUGUAUGCCAACGCUUGGAGCAAUCCUGCGCAGUGUAACUCGAGUCACUCCAGGCUGCUUGGGUUCUUCACCUGUCUUCCAGCAGUAUGGCGAUCUUUUCAGUGCAUCAGGCGAUAUAUCGACACAAAGAAUGCUUUUCCUCAUCUCUUGAAUCUGGGGAAGUAUAUCUUCAGCAUUCUCUACUACGCCACCCUUAGCAUGUAUCGCAUCGACCGCCACACUCGUUUCCAGGCCUCAUUCAUCACGUUCGCACUCCUGAACUCUGUCUAUACAUCAGUAUGGGACUUGAUAAUGGAUUGGAGUUUGGGUAAUGCUUACGCUAGACAUCCCUUGUUGCGUGAAACGCUAGCUUUUCGACGAGUCUGGGUGUACUACGCCGCAAUGGUCUUGGAUGUCAUCAUUCGGUUUAACUGGAUAUUUUAUGCCAUAUUUGUCAAUGACAUUCAGCAUUCCGCCGUCCUCAGUUUUGUCGUCUCACUCUCGGAAGUCUUCCGUCGAGGCGUCUGGACCAUAUUUCGUGUGGAGAACGAGCACUGCACCAAUGUGCUCCUGUUCCGUGCGUCACGAGACACGCCCCUUCCAUAUGAAAUUGCCGCAACGCCAGCGCUCGAUGGUGCCAAUGUGGACGAUGUCCAGCUUCAGGAACAGCAAAACACUCCUUUCAUGUCUGCAGGCGAUGCUGAACAUGGAACACCAGCAUCUAUCUCCAGCCAACGUGCUCGAAAUCGACGUCCUUCGGCCAGUUUCGCUCGCGUUGGUAACAAGGUUGCGGGUGCCCACGCUGCUGACUUCGAGAGACGACGCCUUCCAUCUUACUUGUCCAGUACGGGAGCUGCGCGUGACGCAUUGCGCAGUACUGAAGAUUCCUCUGAUGAGGACGAAGAGUUAACAACCGAUGAAGACUCGGGUUCGACUGUUGACGGUGGCACCGACCACGUUGACGCGCAGCUGACAGGCGACCAGCGAUCUGCGAUGCACCGGAUUAUUGAAUAA